Paramuricea clavata is the source of this 3947-nucleotide messenger RNA. NCBI's taxonomy places the organism in Eukaryota, Metazoa, Cnidaria, Anthozoa, Malacalcyonacea, Plexauridae. The record is from the annotation of a GenBank genome assembly.
UCCUUAACCAGGUAUCUACCAACCACUUCCUUUCCAAAAGGUCACUGGCCUCACUUGUCCUCUCUCAAGUUAGCAGAUCCCGCAUUCAAUAUAUCGAAACCAAUUGAUAUUCUUCUUGGCGUAAGUGCUUAUCACGACAUCUUGAAACAAGGGCUUAUUCUUGGACCCAAAGGAACGCCGUCAGCUCAAGAAACCCUUUUUGGUUGGGUCUUGUUUGGCAAUGUCAAUGGUAAUCGUUCAACAACAGAAUCAGUCACAACUCUCCAUGUAUCUACUGCUUAUCCUAGUUGCGAAGAAACUCUGAAGAAAUUUUGGACAUUGGAAGAACCACCUAAACCUAAAGUACCUGUGUCACUCACUGACAAAUUAGCAUUACAACAUUACAACCAACACCUCAAGCAUGAAGAAAAUGGUCGCUUUAUUGUUAACCUCCCUUUCAAACCACAGAAAUCAACCUUGGGGGAAUCACGACCUCUCGCCUUACGUCGUUUCUUGUCUCUUGAACGUCGUCUUCAUCGUUCCGAACAGUUUGAAGAUUACGCAAAUGUUGUGAAUGAGUAUAUUUCCUCUGGUCAUGCUGAAAGAGUUCCCGAUAAUGAUCUCAACAAACCCUCUUCGAAUACCUUUUACUUGGCCCACCAUGCUGUUUACAAAGAUUCGGCAACAACUCCUCUACGUGUUGUCUUCGAUGGUUCAAUGAAAACCACUUCUGGUGUCUCUCUUAAUGAUCAGCUUCUUGUCGGACCAACUGUAUAUUCCCCACUUAACGAUGUUCUCAUUCGUUUCCGAAGACAUCCGUAUGUCCUUACCACUGAUGUUUCCAAAAUGUAUCGGGCAGUUGGCUUAGCUAUUGAGGAUAGAGAUUACCAUCGGUUUCUGUGGAGAGAAAAUCCUAAUGAUCCAGUCCAUGAUUAUCGAAUGACACGAGUCACGUUUGGAAUUGCAAGUGCGGCAUUUCUUGCAACAAAUUCGGUAUUUCGCCUCGCUGAAGACAACGAAGCAAAGUUCCCGCUCGCUGCCAAAGUCGUAAGGGAAUCCUUUUACGUGGACGAUGGUUUACCUUCUGUACAAACCAAGCAAGAAGCAAUCUUGUUACAGCGACAGCUCCAAGAUCUCUUUGCCACAGGCGGUUUCAAACUUCAUAAAUGGGACUCUAACUCUACUGAAGUGUUGAACUCUAUUCCGCCAGAAAUUCGAAGCAGCCAAACUACAUCUAAGUUAGGAGAUUCAGACAACUUCGUUAAGACACUUGGCAUAGAAUACAACUCAAAUCAAGAUUGUUUUCGAUUUUCUACUGCUGAGCUCUCUGUUGAUCAGUCCCACCUUACCAAACGCAACGUAUUAUCUGAUUCUUCAAAGAUCUUCGACCCACUUGGUCUUAUCUCGUGUGUCACGAUUGUUGUGAAAAUCAUUUUCCAACAGCUAUGGAAACAAAGCAUCGAUUGGGAUGAGCCAUUGCCACCGGACGUGCAGAGACACUUUAUGAACUGGAGAGAAAGUUUGUUUGAACUGUCCAACUUAAGAAUCCCUCGCUGCUAUACGCCAAUACAUUUCCAGAUUGUUGAUCAACAGCUUAUUGGUUUUUCUGACGCCAGUGAAAAGGCUUAUUGUGGUACUGUUUAUUUGAAAAGCACUAACGCAACAGGUGAAGUUCACAUAUCUCUUGUCAUGGCUAAAACACGCGUUGCACCAAUCAAGAAAGUUGCACCAAUCAAGAAAGUUUCCCUACCUCGUCUCGAACUUUGCGGAGCUCUUUUACUUGCGCAGAUGAUGAGACAUCUUCAAGAAAUCCUUUCCAUUCCAUUGUUGAAUUUACAUGCCUUCACAGACAGCUCAAUCGUUCUUUACUGGAUCUAUGGCACUAGCCAGCGGUUUAAAACUUUUGAAGCUAAUCGAAUUGCAAAGAUACAAGAUCUGAUACCACCUCAAAGAUGGAAACACGUUGAUGGUUUACAAAAUCCAGCGGACGUCGGAUCUCGUGGUAUAUUAGCAAAGGAAAUUAAAGAACACCCCCUGUGGUGGACUGGUCCAGAUUGGCUUAAGCAAAAUCAGUCGAAUUGGCCAUCGAAAUUUACUGCACCUCCUUCACUGGAAGCUCUCCAAUCGCUGGGUGUCACGAAAGACUGCUUACAACUAAAAGAGAAAGAAGAAGUUACUCUGCAAACAACGACAGAUACAGCCUCGACGGAGCCUGUGAUUGACAUUACUCGAUAUUCCAGUUACAUUCAACUCGUGAGAGUUACUGCUUGGGUAUUUCGCGUGGUCACCCGUUCAAACCUAUUCAGUUCUACACCACUAGCAGUGUCUGAACUAUCCAAAGCUAAAACUUGGUUGAUUAAACAAGCCCAAGCUCAAAUGUUCCCAAACACUGUCAAAUUGUUAAAAAAGAAAAACCCAUUACCAUUGUCGGAUCCUUGCAAUCAUUGAAUGCCUUCUUGGAUAAAGACGGAUUAUUAAGAGUUGGUGGUCGUCUUUCGCAGUCAAUGAAAGAUUACGAAUCUCAGCAUCCACUGGUCCUUCAUGGAAAGCAUUAUCUGUCAACCUUGAUCAUACAAAGCGAACAUAAACGAUUGUGUCAUGCUGGUCCAAAGCUUACUUUAGGAUCUCUUCAGGAUACCUAUCACAUCAUUAGUGCACGUAGAGUCGUUCGUAAGUUGAUACGUGAGUGUGUAGUGUGCAAGCGAGCAUCUCCAAAGAUAACAACUCAACUGAUGGGUCAACUUCCGUCAGCACGUGUUUUGCCCACCUUUGCCAAUGAGAGAGUCUCAGUAGACUAUGCUGGACCGUUUACACUAAAGAUAGGAUCAGUUCGAAAGCCAACGUAUCGUAAAGCCUAUGUAGCAGUUUUUGUUUGCCUCGUAACCAAGUCGUGUCACAUCGAAUUAGUAUCAGACCUCUCGGCGGAAGCAUUCCUUGCCACACUUCGUCGCUUUGUUUCUCGAAGAGGAAAACCCACGCAGAUUUGGAGCGAUAACGCGACUUGUUUUCGACGUACGGAUAAAGAUUUAAGGGAACUUUAUCGACUACUUCAAAGACCAGAUAUCAAAGAAUCUGUUAUGAACUUUUGUUCGUCCCAAGGCAUCCAGUGGAAGUUUAGCCCACCCACCGGUCCUCAUCAUGGUUCUGUUUGGGAGAACGGGGUAAAGUCUUGUAAACGGCACUUGAAGCGAAUAGUUGGGGAAACCAAACUAAACUUCGAAGAAAUGACAACCACCCUCUGCCAAAUCGAAGCCUGUCUCAACUCUCGUCCACUGAUACCUUCGCUUGAUACAAAUGAUGAUGAUGGAAUAUCUCCACUUACCCCUGGACAUUUUCUAAUUGGACGUCCUUUAGAAGCUCUACCUAGCCGCAUUUAUAAAGAGCCCAUUCUUGGUUUAAAAAGAUGGAAACUCUGUCAAGCAUUGACGCAACAUUUCUGGAAACGAUGGUCUGCUGAAUAUCUCAAUGGCUUACAACGAUUUAACAAGUGGAAAGUUCCAAAACGAAAUCUUCAACUAGAUGAUAUUGUCCUCGUUAAAGACAAUCGUACACCAACUUGUCAAUGGCCUCUUGCUCGAGUCACAAAGAUUCAUCCUGGUCCAGAUAAACUUGUUCGAGUCGUUACUGUACAAACGAAGACUGGCACCUUCAUCCGACCGAUUGUGAAGUUAUGUUUACUUCUACCAGCGAAGGAAGUGCCGAAGAAAGAUGAUGAAAUGAAGUGAAGUAAUGAACAAUGAACGAACAUAAGUUUGAAUAGAUAAGUUUUAGAUAUAUGUUUAUAUUAUUUCAUGACAUUCUUGUGUUGAUCCAAUCAAGGCCGGCGGAAUGGACACGCGUUAUAUGUCUUACAUAAAGUUUUUAGCAUAAUUUAGCAAGCGCAUGCGCAGUAAGCAUGCUUUAAGAACACAUGUUUUGUAGGAAAAGAAAAUAUAAGUUUUACCUCGGUUACUCGCUGUUUUUCUUGG